UUGUUGCCACCCAUUUUUACUCAAUGAACCCAACCCAUUUACUGUGGCGCGUGCGUCUUUGCUCAGCGUUAAGGACCGUUCUAGCUUGCUCCAUAGUUGGCUGCACCACCCUCUAUGGUCCAGAAACUCUCCAACGCUUACUAGCUUAUCCAGCUUUCUCUUAUUUGACAACUAUCUUAAUCGUAUCAGACGCGACACUUGGUGACACCCUAAGAAGUUUUUGGCAUGCUAUCUAUGCUACAAUUCAGGUUACGAUUCUUUCUAUACCAAGCUUAUGGCUAGUUGGUCCUGCUCGGUUCACUAAUAGCUUAGCAGCAGUGGGAGUGGCUCUUUGUACGUUUGUGGUGGCGUUGCCGGAGUCUACACACUUGAUGUCUAAACGAAUUGCGUUUGGGCAGAUUGUGAUUGUGUAUGUUGGGGUUGUGAUUCAUGGCGCACAGACUGGAAUCAUUAAGCACCUAAUUCAUAUGGCAUCAAGUACGGCCCUUGGAGUUGUUGCUUCUGUUCUAGCUAUGUUCUUUCCAUAUCCUCGGCUAGCCUAUAACGAGGUGAGGAAAACGUGUCAGUUAUAUGCUGAAACUGCUUCAAAGAGAUUAGAUCUCUUAGCCGGGGCCUUCUCUCCUCAAGACAACUCAAGUGCACUCGAAUUAGUCUCCCAAGUAAAGUCCCUUUCUGCAGCAGGAGCCAAGUUUAUUGAAAGCAUCAAAUAUAAUCUGGACGGCCUGCUGUGGGAGAGACCUCAGUUGCGUUUUGUAACAGCCAAUUCCAUGGACCUUGGAGAAAAAUUGGGAGAAAUGGAAAUACCAAUAAGAGGGAUGGAAAUUGCAGUAACUUCUUGCCAUCCCUUCCCUAUUGGCAUGGAAGAUGAGGAGCUCAGAAAUGUCUUACAAAGUUUAAAAGAACAAAUAGGCUUAAACCUAGAGCAAGCAAAGUGGUCUGUGUGUUUUGGUGCGACAACAGCUCCAGAAAGAACAGGAAAUUUUUCAGAUAAAUUCGAGCAGAACCUUAAGACCACUUUGGUAACCCCUGAAGAUUUCCCAGCUUCAUUCUUCUUCUAUUGCAUAGAACUCCUAUAUAAUUUACUCACUGCUCAAAAUCCUAAUUGCGUUAUAGAAAUUGACUCUAUGGAUUAUUCAGAAAAACAAGUAAAGUGUCCCUUCCAAAAGACCUGGAACAUUCUGAAAUUAAGACCAACUAGCCAGCAAGUGGUUUUUGCAUUCAAGUGCUCAGUUUCUUUGGGUCUCGCCGUGUUAUUUGGUUUGAUAUAUAACAAAGAAAAUGGAUACUGGUCAGGUCUCACAAUUGCCAUUAGUUUUGUAACAAGACGACAGGCAACAUUUGCGGUUGCUAAUGCUCGUGCACAAGGGACAGCAAUGGGAUCAGUGUACGGAGUCCUGUGUUGCUUUAUAUUCCAUAAGCAUGUGGUUUUACGGCUUUUACCUCUUCUUCCUUGGAUUAUUUUUGGCAGUUUACUAAGACAUAGCCAGAUGUAUGGUCAAGCUGGUGGGGUUUCAGCAAAUGUAGGAGCAUUAUUAAUCUUGGGUAGGAAAGAUUAUGGCCCUCCUAGCGAGUUUGCAAUUGCCAGAAUCGCUGAGGCUACAAUCGGGUUAAUUUGUUUCAUCACAGUGGAAAUGCUUGUGAACCCAGUUCGAGCAGCAACUCUGGCCAAAACUAAACUGUCCACAAGCUUAGGUGCACUUCAAGACUGCUUCAAAGACAUAGUUUUUGCCAAACAGAACAUUUGCUCUUCAAAUUUUCCCGCAUUGAGGGAAAGGCAAAACAAGCUACAAUCCCAAGUCAAGGAAUUAGAAAAGUUGAUUGCAGAAGCAAAGUUGGAACCAAAUUUCUGGUUCUUGUCAUUCCAUGGAGCUUGUUAUGAUAACCUCCUACGAUCUUUAUCAAAAAUGGUAGAUCUAUUACUCAUUGCAACUCAUACAAUUGAAUUUCUCUCACGAGAAUCACUGAGAGUUGGAGUUCCUUUGGAAGAGUUCCAAGAACAUAUCAAUGAUGUUUUAGAGCAUUUCAAGAAAGAAGUUGGCUCUACAUUGAAAUGCUUGGAAGAGGUGACUUCAAUCAAGUCUCUAGCAGUACUUGAAAAAGAGUUGCAAAAGAAAAACAUAUCGCAGCCCCCUUUUUCAACAAAUGAGAAUGCAUUCAGGGUUCCAAGUUCAGAAGAAGAGGUUGAGAACAUUGCAGCCUCUUUAUUCCAACAUUCAAGAAAAGUGGCUGACAAAAUUUAUACCAGUGAUGGUGAGGACAAGCUUAAAAAUGAAACAAUUCUUUGUCUAGGUGGGCUGGGGUUCAGCAUCAAUACUUUGAUGAAAGAAACAAUGAAGAUCAAGAAUGAAGUAAGAGAACUAGUCAUAUGGGAAAAUCCUUCAAGCCACAUAGAUUUGUAUGAAAUUUCUUGUAAAGUUAAAGCCCUGCAUACAUAAUAUACUGGCACUACAAACACCUAGUUACAUUCAGGAGUGUGCUUGCUUUUCAUAAAUCCAGCAGCAGCAACACCACCACAACCUAGUAACACUAGUGGGUGCCUGAAAGAGAAGAGAGAUAGAAAACCUAAACUCUUGGCUAACCAUUAAUAGAUUUCAAGAGUCCCACAUGGAAAGGCUGUCAGGUUACAACACGCAUCUCUAGGCAUCCAACCAAAUCACAAAACACAAAACUACAAAUGCUUUACCUCUCCUCGACACCACAUGUGAUUUGGUCAGAUUAAGGUCUCAACCAGAAAGCCUAAUCCAUGUUGCAAGAAUAAGAAAACCCACACUUAUUUCCAUCCUCUUUGCAAUUGGACAAGAGUAGAAAUGGGACCUCAAAUCUACAAAGCUAAGAGUGCCAACCGCCAACACUAGAAUUGAUACUUGACAAUUUCAUGUGACAUUCAUAGAACCACACCGCCACCAUGAUCCCCAAGACAUUAACAGCAUCACCAAAAUUAAAACACAGCCAAACAAAAUGUGCAUGCAAAGCAAGAAUCUAUUACUGGAUGGAUUAAGUUUUCAUGAAAAUAAAGCAGUAAAGUGACAUUCAAUGUAGCAAAGCGAACAUUUUGGUUACAUCAAGUUUCGCCCAUUUUGUGAAACGGCUCAAAGUCUACAAAACUAGAACAACACAUC
Molecule: messenger RNA, 3119 nt
Organism: Quercus lobata
Lineage: Eukaryota; Viridiplantae; Streptophyta; Magnoliopsida; Fagales; Fagaceae
Exons: 3
Coding region: 24-2435 (803 amino acids)
Cellular component (GO): plasma membrane
Source: RefSeq, a predicted model, not a curated record